AAGCGGAAGCUCAGUAGCGUGUUCUGGACCGGGGAGCCUGAGAAAUAACAGCCCUGUGAUCCUCGGACCCUGGAGCCGAGAGGGGGCGGGGAAAGGAACGAGGCUGGCUGAAUCGUUUCCAGCCGUUCCCCUAAUACAGCAUGCCUCAGGUCCCGACGCGAUCCUGCUACUGAGGGCAUCGACCUCAUCCCUUGCCAACCAGCCGGUUCCUUAUCGCCUGUCGAGCCCCUUGCCCGAGUCAGCCUGCCAGUAGAGACCCCUGACGAGGCCCAUGUUUCACCCCGGGGUUCGGCCUCCUGAGGUGGGAGCCACGCAUGCGUGAUUGUGUCAUGUGGCCACUUGUGGACUUCUUAGCUUGGAGUAGCACCAUUUUGCAGUACGGAAACUACAAAGCAACGCAGACUGGAACCUCUCCUCGAUAUCUGCUUCCUGCUUCCGGAGAAGUCUGUUUUGAUUUGGGAAGACGUUACCCCGAAAUAGGAUCAAGGGAGAUUUAAACAGCCAGGCUGUUUUUCUUAAUGCAGGUGUCUGGAGGUGGCUCUGGUCACUGCAGGACCACCAAAGGCUUGGCUUCCUUGUCUCAUCCUCCCCUUGCCCAGUCUCAUUUUCCUAGCUCUCCCAAAAGCCAUGUCCAGGUCCUCCCUCAUUAACUUUACCCCAGCCACUGACCCCAGUGACCUCUGGAAAGAUGGGCAGCUGCAAUCACAGCCUGAAGAGCUGGAGCCCACCCUUGAUGGAGCUGCAACCCGGGCUUUCUACGAGGCCUUAAUUGGGGAUGAGAGCAGCACCCUGGAACCCCAGAGAUCUCAUCCUGAGCCUGCCAGUAAGAGAAAGAGGAAGAAAAGAACAAUGAGGGAGGCUGCAGCAGGAACAUCAGGAGGACAUGGACAAAGGAGAUCCCUGGAGGCAGAAGACAAGAUGACCCAGCGGAUACUGAGGGCAGCCCAGGAGGGGGACCUGGCAAAACUAAAAAGACUGUUGGAUCCCCAUGAGGCAGGGGGAGCUGGGGGGAAUAUCAACGCUCGAGAUGCCUUCUGGUGGACCCCGCUAAUGUGUGCUGCCCGGGCCGGCCAGGAGGCAGCUGUGCGCUAUCUCCUGAACCGUGGGGCUGCCUGGGUUGGGGUCUGUGAGCUGAGUGGCAGGGAUGCUGCUCAAUUGGCAGAAGAAGCGGGCUUUCCUGAGGUGGCCCGCAUGGUCAGAGAGAGCCCUGGAGAGACGAGGAGUCAAGAGAAUUGGUCCCAGUCCCCCUCCCCCCAGUACUGUGAGACCUGUGGUGCCCACUUCCGAGACUCUAACCACCGUACAUCCACUGCUCACCUGCUGUCACUGUCCCAGGAUCUCCGGCCCCCCAGCCAGCCCCUUGGGGUGCCUACCUCCAGUCCAGGCUUCAGGCUGCUGCUGAAGGGGGGCUGGGAGCCUGGAAUGGGGCUGGGGCCCCGGGGUGAGGGCCGUGCCAACCCCAUCCCCACUGUCCUCAAGAGGGACCAGGAAGGAUUAGGCUACAGAUCAGCACCCCAACCCCGAGUUACACAUUUCCCAGCUCGGGAUACCCGGGCAGUGGCUGGGAGGGAGAGAACCCCUCGGGUGACCACAAUGAGCCAGAAGAGGGAGAGAAGGCAGGAGGAGAAGGACAGGGCCUGGGAGCGGGAUUUGAGGACAUACAUGAAUCUUGAGUUCUGACCUUGGCAAGGUCUGACCCUGGUCUGCUUGAGCCUCUGGCCUGGGCACUUUGGCUUCUACUUCCUGAGGUCUGCUCAGGUCCCAGACCCUCAGGUUUUGAACAGUGGGCUCUGCCUUUGGGAGAGAGAGGCUGAGAGUUAAAAAAUAAAAUUUUUUUUCCUC
This is a messenger RNA of Camelus dromedarius (Arabian camel), 1842 nucleotides long. It is a transcript of the gene GPANK1, whose product is annotated as G-patch domain and ankyrin repeats 1. Bases 628 to 1680 code for a protein of 350 amino acids. NCBI's taxonomy places the organism in Eukaryota, Metazoa, Chordata, Mammalia, Artiodactyla, Camelidae. The transcript is spliced from 4 exons. The record is from RefSeq and is a predicted model, not a curated record. Gene Ontology annotation, molecular function: protein binding; nucleic acid binding.